Messenger RNA from Trematosphaeria pertusa, 964 nucleotides. RefSeq lists its product as uncharacterized. Lineage: Eukaryota; Fungi; Ascomycota; Dothideomycetes; Pleosporales; Trematosphaeriaceae. The coding region runs from base 144 to 914 and encodes 256 amino acids. The transcript has a single exon. The record is from RefSeq and is a predicted model, not a curated record.
CCGAAACAACAGCACCGGCGUCCUUGAAUUCUCACAGAAUUUGCUCCUGCAACGGUUGCAGUCAUAUUAGUGGGGAGUAUGGCUUUUGACAUAUAUAUACCUGAGCCCUUCAAGUAAUAUCCUUUCGCAAUGCACAAGACGCCAUGGACUUCCCACAACGCCUCGACCCGCUCGACUUUGACGUAGCUCCUCCCGAUGAAGAGCUCCCCGACUACGAGCCUGCGACGGCCCCUGAAUAUAACCUCGAAGACUACGCGACGCCCCUCCAUACGUACCACCUCCGACAGAUCGACCGCAAGGUACAGGUGCUCGUGCCCUAUGGACCGUCCUCCUCGUCGUCGUACAAGAUCGUCACUCGCGGGGUGCGACUCUUCACCAAGAAGCCGGAAAUGGAGAUGUUUCGAACUACCCACGGACAGAUGAGCGAGGAGAGUAUAUGUGGAAUAUGGUUCGACGCGGACGGUCCCCUCCCGUGGCGGCCGCGAGCCCACUUCUGCCACACGGAUGCCGGCGGGCUGAGCACGCAUAGCAUGGAGUCGAGAAACUUUGCAGACUGGACAGUCGACAUAGGAGGGGUUACAUACGCAUGGACCCUCGAAGGGCGACCAAUGUCACUGGUCCUAACCGAGAAGUCAACUAGCAUUGUCAUUGCACGCUUCACCUACUCGGCUCGUGGGACCCUGGCCACGCGAGGAGCCGAAGUGGGAGACCUGACUAUAUACCGCGAUGGGCUGUCGAUAGACCGAGCUGGUGUCGAGAAGAUCAUAUGCGGGCUACUAGUCGCCAUCAGUCAUUUCAAGAAGAUGGGGAGACACUAUUGGAAUGAAGUCGACGCCCCGAUGCGCGCAACGUCGUCGCCCAGGGAACAUUUUCCUUCACCCCGAACGUCGAUUGCCGCAUAUUCAACGCUUUGAGUCAUGGCGUCACUUGGAGCAAGUGGAAGAUUGGAAUCGGGCUGAUGCAU